Rotaria socialis is the source of this 2718-nucleotide messenger RNA. The record is from the annotation of a GenBank genome assembly. NCBI's taxonomy places the organism in Eukaryota, Metazoa, Rotifera, Eurotatoria, Philodinida, Philodinidae.
AUGCAGUCACCUAGCCAUAGAGAGCAAUAUCAUAAGCACAAAGAAAGAAAAGAAGAAGAUGCGAGUCCGACGACAACUAUAGAAGAAGAAAAAGAAGAAGUCGAAAAACAAAUAGGUGAAAUAAUCAACUCAGCAACACCUCAGCCAACAGUUAAAAACAAAAAACGUGUACACUAUCCUCAAGUUAACGGAGACUAUUCAGCGACAGAUAGCAAGAAGACGGAUAGUCUUCAGCAAAACCAAGAGACUCCUUCAGUCGAUCUGUAUUCCAAACCAAAAAACGGCUUGUCAGAACAGCCGACAUCCAAUGAUUAUGUGAUUCCAGUAGAUUCCGACCGAUGUUGUGGCUGUUGUUCCACACCGGAACCGUUUCGUCGACGUUUAAAUCGAAUUUUAAAUCCAUGGCGAGAAUUUAUUGAAUAUCAAUCAGCGUGGAGUUGGGUUAUAUUAGUUGCUUCAUUUCUUACGUAUUCAAUCGGUGAAGCAUUAACAUCAGUUUUUCCAAUAUUAUUUGUUGCAUUACAAGACGAAUUUCCUGAUCAAGGCUCAUCACGUGUUGCGUUAGUUCAAUCGAUGAUGAAUGCUGUACCGUGUUUAGCUGGUCCAAUAGCAUCAAUAGCAACAACACGAUUUGGUUAUCGUAAAACAGCCAUGCUUGGCGGUUUGAUUGGUUCAUUAUCAUUAUUGGCAACUUCAUUUGCUCGUCGUCUUGAAUUACUUUAUUUAACAAUGGGUGUCUGUUAUGCAAUUGGAAAUUCGCUAGUACUUGUUGCGACUGUCGUUGCUGUAACAGAACAUUUUGAAGCUAAGCCAUCAUUUGCAUCUGGUGUUACAAUAAGUGGUGGAGCAUUUGGCCAAUGCGUAUUUGCUAUUGUAUUACAAAAAUUAAUUAAUAAAUACGAUUGGAAUGGUGCCAUGAUGCUGUUCUCUGGUGUUGUUUUAUCAAUUGUUGCGUUCGCUGCUCUAUUUCGUGAAGUAGAAUGGGACGAAGAGGAUUAUGAAGAAGAAGAAGGUGAAGAAGAAGAAACUGAAAAUGGAAAUGAAACAACAUCGACAGCGUUGGCACCUUCAGAACAAUCAGAAGUUCCAAUGGAAGCUACAAAUACUACUGUAACAAAUCUUGAAUCCGAAGAAGCAACUAAAGAUGCUUCUUCAAAUACGCCUCCGCCGACACAUCGGCCCUCAAUAAUCGAUGAUAUAUUUUUCUAUGAUCAUUAUACAAAACAAGAAUUAUUAGAUCAAUAUUCGAAAUCUGAAAUAUGUUUGCCAUUAGCUGUUCGUGAACAUUACGAAGAUGAAUAUCGUCAACAUCGAAAGGAACUCGAACAAGAACAAGAACAAAAAGAAAGAAAUUUCAAUGAACAAAAACUAUCUUCAUCAACAACACAAAUCGAGCAAACCGAUGAAAUUCAACGCGCAACACAAGUACCACCUAUUGCAGAACGAUCAAAUAGUUGCAAAAAUUUAUCAUCUACUGAAACACGUCCAUUAUCAACUGAUAAAUCUGCUCCCUCAACGGUACCAUCGACUACUGGAAGUAGUUCACGUAAAUCUCGUUCACAUCAUCGUCGUCAACGUCGUUUAUCAAAUAAUAAUACUUCUCAUGAUAAUAAGCAACCAAUGUCUUAUUAUCCAUUUCGUCAUCAACAUCAUAAUAUGCCAGUAGCCGCAAGUGGAAGUACUCGUACACACUCAUCGCAUCAUCAUCAUCAUCAUCAUCAUUCGGCAUAUUUUAAUCGGGGGAAUCUUUCACAAUUAGCAUUAUGUUCAAAAAAUAUCUAUAAUUAUGAAAGUGUAUUAAACAUAUGUAAACUACAAUCAUUACAUUUUUCAAUUGAUCGUAGUUUAAGUUUACCGAAUUUAUAUUCGCCGAUGUUAGCAGGUAGAAGACGUCAUCGUUCAUUGACAGUACCAAGAAAUAUAGAGGAUUAUUUAAAAGAUGAAGAAGAAGAAGAAGAUGAAGCCAAGAAGAAGAAUAUUUGCCAACAAAUCUAUCAUGAUAUAUGUAAAUUAGUACGUGUUCUACGUAUAUUACCAUUUCUUCUACUUUGCGUAUGUGUUACAAUUAUAACUAUUUUUUACGAUGCUACAUGGACAUUUCUCAUUGAUUAUAUGAAACAAAAUAAUUUAACUGCUGAACAGGGUUCACAUUUAAUUUUAGCUGUUGGAAUAGUAGCAAUUUUCGGUGAAAUCGGUUAUGGAUAUCUCGGAGAUUCUAAGAGGAUAUCACCACUUUAUAUAUAUGCGUGUUCAUUGUGUAUGGCCGGUCUUUCUCAAUUACUCAUUCCACUUGCGAUGAAAUCUUAUUCAUUAUUAAUGCCACUGAUGCUUUUCACUAGUUUUUUACAAAGUGCCCAAGAAGUAUUAAUGCCUAUCCUUUGUAUAAAAUUUGCUGGUACGCAAAAUUUCACCAAUGCAUACGGUAUGCUACUUCUUUGCCAAGGUAUUUCGUCGUUAAUUGGUCCUCCGGCACUUGGUAUUGUUGCGGAUCGUAAUUCUUAUGGUUUAACCUAUACUGCUAUUGGUAUUGGUACAACGUUUGCUGCAUUAUUAUUAUUUACAAUGCCACUGGUGCAAAGAUGUUACGGAUAUUUAAAAAUGGAAUCGAAAUCAAGGAAAACAAAUACAUUAGUUACAGCAAGCAAUGGUGAUCUACCAGUGCCAAUAACGAUCAACAGUUCACUUAGUGGAACCGUAGCUAAUAUAAAUAAUAAAUAA